Molecule: messenger RNA, 4136 nt
Organism: Microplitis mediator
Lineage: Eukaryota; Metazoa; Arthropoda; Insecta; Hymenoptera; Braconidae
Product: contactin
Exons: 4
Coding region: 151-3822 (1223 amino acids)
Molecular function (GO): protein binding
Source: RefSeq, a predicted model, not a curated record
CGCCACAGCCGUUCUUAAUUACAACUCGCACUAUUAAAACGUAUAGUAACGUACGUGCAUUCCAAGUGCAUCAUUCGACCCAUUCACAAAAAGUCAUUGUUUAUAUAUCUUAUUUACAAUAUGAAUUGAAAUACUCACCAGCAACAAAAGAUGGAGUAUCAUGGGUUCUUAUCAGCCACAUGCUUGUUUAUAUCAAUAGCAGUUAUCACGGGACAGAAUAUUUACAGCGAUGACUCGAUAUACCAGUGUCCAAAGCACUGGUUGAAACACCAGGAUUCUUGUUACCGCUUCAUCAAAAGCCCGUUGAAGAAACGGGAAGAAGCAAAACGCACAUGCGAAGCUUAUCAAAGUGACCUAGUGUCGAUAAACACCAUAGAGGAGCACGGGUUCUUGAUAAAAGAGUUGCAGUGGCGAGAUCCGCAGCACCGGACCUGGUACAUUGGAGGCAAAUUAUCCGGCGGGUACUGGUCCAAUGAAGCCGAUGGUUCUUCGCUGUCUAUGGUAGAGACCGCAAUCUUACCCGAACCAAACGACGGUAUAAUUCGGGAGUAUCUUGCCUAUGAUUACAGCCCGGGUCUCCAGAAGUGGGGGCUCAAGAAGGUCACGCCGAACGAAGAUCAUCUGUUCAUCUGCGAAGCUCACACGUCGACUCUGUCGAACCUCGUCGAGGACGAACGGGAUUACAAGUAUGGCAUUGAAAUUGACAACCCGCUGCGCAUACCUCGGGGUCCUUAUUUUACGACUCAGCCCCAGGACCAGGUCUUCGACGCUGCUGAGCAGUACAGACUAAUAAAUGAAAUAACACUCAAGUGUCAUGCGGAAGGAUGGCCGACGCCGACUUACGAGUGGUACAAAGAGGAGUACAGGAACGGCAGGACAUUCGCCACACAGAUUGACCCCUUGACCAACAGCAGGUACACUGUGACUGGAGGGAAUUUGGUCGUACACAAGCCCGAGCAAAGGGAAGACGAUGGCGCCUAUCACUGCAAGGCCAGCAACGAGUACGGUACCAUAAUAUCCGAAAGUGUUAAGAUACAGUUCGGUUAUAUACUGGAAUUUAAUUUAAAGAGAUCUGAAGAACGCGGGGAUCAGAACUGGGGUAAAACAAUUUACUGUGACCCGCCUCAGCACUUUCCGGAUGUAAAUUAUUACUGGUCGCGUGACUUCUUUCCUAAUUGGGUUGAAGAAGACAAGCGGGUGCUUGUGUCCAACGACGGGGCGCUUUAUUUCUCAGCACUAGAACCCAUUGACGCUGGUAAUUAUUCGUGCAGUGUCCAGAGCACGGCCUCGAGGAACGGACAGAAGGGUCCGUUCUUCCCUCUGCGAGUUGACCAUCACUCGUCUUUCCAACAGCUAAAGUUUGCUAACAAUUUUCCCAAAGUUUUUCCGGAUGCGCCGGUUGCUGGCGACAAUGUCACGUUUGAGUGCAUGGCUUUUGGUUACCCGGUUCCUUCGUACAACUGGACCCGUGUGGGCGCACCUUUGCCGCAUGACUCAGUGCUCGCUAAAUUCAAUCGGAUUCUCGAAAUCCACAAUAUCAAGGUAGAAGAUCAGGGCACUUAUCAAUGUCGGGCUUCAAAUGAACGCGCUGAUAUCCUGGGAGAAGUUACUCUGUCUAUUCAAGCGAAGCCCAACUUCACUAUUCCGCUGGAAGAUAAACAUGCAGAUAAGGACAGCGACUUGACUUGGUCUUGCGAGGCUUUUGGUGUUCCCGAUGUUACUUACAGCUGGUAUAAAAACGGAGAGCUACUUAAUAUUUAUGAGCUUGAACUGGAAGACAGGGAUCGUUUUACUAUUCACGACAAUGUACUUAAGAUACAGCGAUUGGAUCCAGAACGAGACCCCGGCAUGUAUCAGUGCGCUGCUAAAAAUGAACUCAAGACUAAAUAUUCCUCAGCACAACUUCGGGUUCUCUCAAUGAAACCGUCGUUCAAAAAACAUCCGAUGGAACCAGAGACUUAUGCGGCUGAAGGCGGAAAUGUUACCAUCGUUUGCAAUCCCGAGGCAGCGCCACGGCCCAAGUUUGUGUGGAAAAAAGAUGGGAAUAUUAUUGGGUCUGGUGGUAAGCGACACAUUUUGCCAAAUGGUAACCUGAUAAUAAAUCGAGUUUCACGUGAUGAUGAAGGAUUUUAUGUUUGUAUGGCAUCUAAUCAGUACGGAAAUGAUGAGAGUCGUGGUCGGCUCAUUGUCUUACGUGGUCCAUAUUUAACCGAACAGCUUCCGGUUCGUAUAAUAACCGCAGUGAUGUACAAUCACACACUCCGUUGCCAAGCAGACGUUGACCCAAAGCUAGACGUAGCUUACGUUUGGAAGCACAACGGACUCGAGAUACGAGAAAAAGACAUUCUCAACAAUCCGCGUUACCAAAUAUAUGACGGCACAUUCCAUUUGAUAAAUAUCACCCUGUCGGACGCAGGAGAGUACGAGUGUGAGCUCAAGAGCGCAGUGGGCAGCGUGUCGAGUAAAGCGACGAUGAUAGUAGAGGGACCACCCGGUCCGCCUGGUGGUGUCCAGGUGAAUAUCGUCAAGACGUCGGCCUCUUUGCAUUGGACUGACGGUGCUCAGAACGGACGUCCGAUUCUCAUGUACCGGGUCAGUGGGAACACAUCCUGGAGCGGCGACUGGUUCAUGAUCGUAGAGAACAUAACUGCGAUUGAAAUCGAUCGUUAUACGGAACGGAAACAAGCCGAGCUUGAGAAUGUCCUCAACCCAUUCACGACCUACGAGUUCCGUGUGAGUGCCGCCAAUGAAUUCGGGUACGGUCCCUACUCGUUGCCGUCCCCCAAGUACAGCACGCCGCCAGCGAAACCCCAACGAGCACCAGCGCGAGUUGGUGGGGGUGGUGGUAAAGUCGGAGAAUUGACGAUAACUUGGGAGCCACUGCCACCGGCUUAUCAGAAUGGACGCAACGUUCAUUACAAAGUAUUUUGGCGCCGCAAAGGCAAAGAACACGAGUUCCAGUCGCUGUUGUUGAAAGACCGUGGUAACAUUGGCAAGUAUGUCGCCUCGAUAUCACCGGAUUAUUAUUACAUGCAGUAUGAAGUCAAAGUCCAGGUGUUCAAUGAAGCUGGAGAAGGGCCGACUUCAGAUAUCGCGACUGUCUAUAGUGCUGAAGACUUGCCGAUUAUUCAGCCGCAAGGAAUUAAAAUUCUUCGUUACAACAGUACUAGUUUGAAUGUCACUUGGACCCCGGUUCCGCCGAUACGCGAGUCGUUGAAAGGUAAUUUGACGGGAUACCGUAUCAAGUAUUGGCCAGAUGGCAACGACGAAGACGACGCUAUUUACUAUUUGUCACGUUCCCAACGUCCUUGGGCGCUGAUUGUCGGUCUUCAACCUGACACUUCUUAUUUCGCUAAAGUAAUGGCCUACAAUUCGGCGGGUGCUGGUCCAGAAAGUGAACGUUUCUUGGAGCGAACGUUCAGAAAAGCUCCGCAAAAUCCACCGACUUCAGUAUUUCCGUUUGAAGUGAAUCCGUCCACAGUCAAGGUAAUCUGGCGCUAUGUCCAGCCGGACUGGGGAGAAGAACCCCUUGAUGGCUACAAAGUACGUGUGUGGGAAUUUGAUCAGGACAUGAGCACCGCUAAUGACACUAUUGUACGAGCUGGUCAAAAAUUGGAGGCUUAUGUGAGAAAUCUAAGCCCCGGGAAAACGUACAAUCUGCGUAUCCUGGCGUUCAGCAAAGGCGGGGACGGUCGCAUGUCCAGUCCACCGCUGACUUUCCAAAUGGGGGAUCCUGCGCAGUUCAGAAACAGUGCAAGUAACAAAAUUUUUGACGCUGGUAUUUGCAUUACCAUCUUACUUAUUUUUAAACAUUUUAUGUGAAAUUUUAUUUUUUUAUUUACUGAGAUCUGAUUUUUUUAUUUUUCAUCGUAUCAAAUUUUGAUAUUUUUUUAUACAUUUUUACGUUGGUAACUAAAAAUUUUUUUUUAAGCGCACGAAAAAAUUUGAUGGUUUAUUUUUAAACUGGUUUAUAUUUUUAUAAACAAAUAACAAAUAACGAGCCUAAGUGUUCUUACAUUGAGUAUUUUUAAAUGUAAUUAAUUAAUUAAUUAAGGGAAAUGAAAUCUCAAAAAUAAUUAUAAUUAACUCUUGUUCAAAAAAUUUUUACCUCAUAAAAUUAAAGUCACAUCAGGAUU